Lachancea thermotolerans CBS 6340 is the source of this 2229-nucleotide messenger RNA. RefSeq names its product KLTH0G04928p. Gene Ontology annotation, cellular component: nuclear inner membrane. The record is from RefSeq and is a predicted model, not a curated record. Gene Ontology annotation, molecular function: chromatin binding. The transcript is spliced from 2 exons. The coding region runs from base 1 to 2229 and encodes 742 amino acids. NCBI's taxonomy places the organism in Eukaryota, Fungi, Ascomycota, Saccharomycetes, Saccharomycetales, Saccharomycetaceae.
AUGGAAGAAGACUACUUAGGCGAAAGCUUUGAACCUAAAAGCUUGAGGGUGGCCCAGCUACGAAGGGUGCUCGUGGAACACGGUGUAAGAGUUCAAUCGCACCUAAAGAAAGCUGAGCUAUGUGAAUUGUUCGAAAAACAUAUCAAAGCUAAAAGAGAACAGCUGCUUCGAGAAAGGGAAUCCGGCCAGGUGGUGAAGAUCGAAAAGGCUACGGAUUCGUCUUUCUCGCACGAAGCAUCUUCCGAAAAGUCUGGGUCGCCAUUUUCAGACGUAAACGACUUUCAAAACGAUGAGAACGCGCGGCCUCGCAAACGUAAGAUUGAGGAAGAGAGCACAGGGCGCAAAAAGAGUGGUAAGAAGUCGAAGAAAAGGGCCUCUGCAGAGCCAGCACGUGCCAAAAAGCAGGAAAGCAAGGAUAAUACGAGCUCUCCGUUGGUCAACAAGCUCCGCAGCAAAAGCCCCUCCAAGAAGUCUCCCUUGAAGCCACUUGCCAUUGAGGCUUUUGAGUCUUCGUCCUCGUCUUCCUCGGACGCGGCUUCCAGUAGCAGCGAUGACCUAGACUUCUCUUUGAGGCGCAAAGCGGCGUCGCCAGAUCUUUCUAAGUUGAAGGUCAGUCCAGAAUUCGCAAAGAAGCUAGCAAAGGCUUCAAGCUCACAGGGGUCAAAUCGGAGCCAAUCUAGUAGAGGCGCCUCUCGGGAAUCCGAGAUGGAAACAACGCCCCAGCGCCUUUCUGCAAGCGCCGAUAAGUCAAGUGUUCGCGAGAGCAGCGAGCCGAAGGACAGGUCGUUCAAGGACUUGCCUUCUUUUGCACCGGAGGGGAAAGUAAAAGGUGAAUCGAAGGAAGAAGAACCUUCAGGUGCAAGUACUCCUACGCGGGGCCCUUCCGCCCAGUCUUCUCACCAAUCUAGCCCGCAUUUAUCCGUGCCUGAUUUCAAGGAAGUCGCGGGAGAUGCCGGCUCUGAAGGACCCUCAUCUCCUGAUAAGAAAUUUUCCGCUGAAGAAGACGAGACUGUCGAAUCUUCGGAGGCCGAAGAAGACGAGGAGUCCAUUUCUGUUGAAAACCUAUCGGAACAGCAAGAUGAAAGCAAUACCUCGAAGUCCAGAUCAUCAAUAAAAACCAACAUUAAGGAAGCCAAAGAAAGCGCCAAGGAAUUUCUUCUUGAGAAGGCGAAAGAGCACCCCGUUCCACAACGAGCAUGGCUCAGAGCUCUCGGAAAAGGCAUAUGGAACCUCUCCGUUUUUCUCAUGGUUAUGAUACCUAUCCUAUUUGGUCUAUGGUACAGGGAAGAAAGAAUACAAAUUGGAUACUGCGGUCACGAAAUAAAUCUGCCGACGUUCGAGAACACAAACGACUCACCUUUGUUAAUUGCUCUUGAGAACUUCCUGGAUAAUCACAGGCCUCAAUGCCUCCCUUGUCCAGAAAAUGCAAUUUGCUACCCUUACAUGAAAAUCAAGUGCAGGCCAGACUAUGUGGUUACUCAGUCAAAGUGGAGUCUGCAGGGCAUAUUUCCCGUCAGUGACUACUGUGCUAAGGACACUAAAAGACAGAAGCUUAUUGCAGAAGUCGUAAGAAAAUCUCUUGAGCUGCUCAGGACCAAAAAUGCGAACGUCAAAUGUGGAGAAGGAGCUAAUGAUUUUGAGAGCGGUAUUACUGAGGAGGACCUGUACGAAAUUUUCUUUGAGUCUCGAGCGCCAUCCAUUAGCGAUGAGGACGACAUUCCAGCUGAAUCCCAUGACCUUUCGCAACAGGAGGAGCAUAUUCAACCCCUCCGGAAAGACCGGCUUUUUCGCUCGACAUCCAAGAAGUACAUCGGCCUGAAGUGCAAGUUUGAAAAAGAAGUCCAUCAAACUUACCAGAGGUUCAAGUACGUGAUUUGGAUAGCUUUUGCGCUCACUGUCAUAAUUAAGACUGUCACCUUCAAGUUGCGCAGUCAUUUCAAGAGGCAACAGAGGACUGAGGCUUUGACUCAGCAGGUCGUUGCCAAGCUCCAGAAAAGUGCAAAAGAGUCCAGUGAGAGCCGCCCGCCAUACAUGAGCACAGUGCAGCUACGAGACGUGCUGCUCUCAGAUGUUGUAGAUUUAAAGCUUAAGAACAAGUUGUGGAACUCAGUCAUUAAGAAAUUGGAACACAACAAUACUAAUGUCAAAUCUAGGCUUAUGGAGCUUCACGGUGAAAUCAUGAAAUGUUGGGAAUGGGUUGGCCCACUUCAGGAAGAGGAUCAGGACUAA